AUGAAGGCAGGCACUUCGCUGGUUGGUGUCGUGCCCACAAAAAGCCCCAAGCAAAGCACGGGAGCCAAGUCCACUUGCAAUACCGUAUCCGAACAGUGCAAGGUCCAAGGUCGCCCAGUGGAGUCGGCGCUAGGCAUGGAUUUGCCCCCGGCCAGACUGCCCGGGGGCCAGCGCGCUGUAACAGCCCCCGGCUGGUUGAUACAUGCUGCGUACGAUAUUGACUGCAGGAGUUCCCCAACUGGGCCCGCUAAGCUGGGGGCAGCAAACCCCGAGCAGCCAUCGCCAGCCAGCCGCGGAAGCAGGACAGUUAGGCCCGCUGCAGGUAAGGACCGGGGUAGCGCCGGUAGAUUACACGCCUUACCACUCUGGGCCUGCUGGAGCAGGGCGCACGAUGACUGGCUGUUGGUCUCUGUAUGGCGUGCCCUAUUGUGCCUAUCCUGGACUGCGGAUGAUUGUUUGCAUCGUCCAGAGGACGUACGAAAUACGGUAUUCGCGUUACGUUCUGUCAUUUAUGUUCGUUACGUACUAGCCAGCCCCCCUGACUCGCAAACACCGGAUCGUGGGGGGAUGCAAGACUCAUGGAAGUUCGUUUCCCUUUUCCUGUUGCUCUCGUCGAGCUGUUCCCGCCUGUCUGCCGUUGCGUGGCCUGAGGGCUUGCGGGAAGCUUGCUCUGCGGAGGGAAAUUGUCAGUCAAUGCAAAGGGCGAUCAAUCAUGGGCAGAAUGAAGCCCCUCCAUAUGGGAAGAAGGUUGUUGUUUGUUUGAACAAGCACAGAAAUGGUAGAGGCAGAACACGCACAUACAAACAGAAAUAUCGCGCUUUGGACAAACAAUGCUAG
Messenger RNA from Histoplasma capsulatum G186AR, 837 nucleotides. RefSeq lists its product as uncharacterized. NCBI's taxonomy places the organism in Eukaryota, Fungi, Ascomycota, Eurotiomycetes, Onygenales, Ajellomycetaceae. Bases 1 to 837 code for a protein of 278 amino acids. The transcript has 3 exons. The record is from RefSeq and is a predicted model, not a curated record.